AUGAGCCAACACCUGGAAGGAAAAGUGGUAAUAGCAGGCGAUUUUAAUGCUAUAACAAGCCAAGCAGAAAAAGAGGGUGGAGGCCAAAAAUCAGCAACCACCAUUGCAACAUUCACUAAUUUUAUUGACAGUAACGAAUUAGUGGAUAUUGGAAUGGUGGGGCGCCCUUUCACGUGGACAAAUCGAAGACAAGGAGAGAAUUUGGUGAAGGAGAGGCUUGACCGCUAUUUAGUUGGGAUGGAAUGGAAGUUGAAGUUUCCGAAUGCAGUGGUGCACAGGCUCACAGAGUCAGGCUCGGAUCAUGCUCCAAUUUUGAUGGAAACCAAACCUCAAUCCUGGCAUAGUAAAAGGUGGUUUAAAUACCAGGAACGUUGGUGUGGAGAAGAGGAUGUCAAGAGAAUUGUCAGUGAAGUGUGA
This is a messenger RNA of Arachis ipaensis, 417 nucleotides long. RefSeq lists its product as uncharacterized. Gene Ontology annotation, molecular function: catalytic activity. NCBI's taxonomy places the organism in Eukaryota, Viridiplantae, Streptophyta, Magnoliopsida, Fabales, Fabaceae. The record is from RefSeq and is a predicted model, not a curated record.